This is a messenger RNA of Dibothriocephalus latus, 255 nucleotides long. The record is from the annotation of a GenBank genome assembly. NCBI's taxonomy places the organism in Eukaryota, Metazoa, Platyhelminthes, Cestoda, Diphyllobothriidea, Diphyllobothriidae.
AUGAAGGGCACGCCCAUGGGUUCGCCAAUUCCUGGAAUCAUAGUCGCGGCGGCCUUGGAACGGUUAAAUGCGCUGGUUUUCCGACAACACAGACAGAAGUUCUGGGCUCGGUACAUGGAUGACAUUUUCGUCGUAAUCGAGCGGGAUCGGGUGUUGAGUUUCACGGAACGUAUGAACGCCUUCUUCUCGGACAUAGAAUUUACGAUGGAGGGAGAAGAAAACAACCAGCUAGCCGCAAAGACGGUAGUGGCCUAA